This is a messenger RNA of Ectocarpus siliculosus, 1674 nucleotides long. The record is from the annotation of a GenBank genome assembly. Lineage: Eukaryota; Phaeophyceae; Ectocarpales; Ectocarpaceae.
AUGACCAUGAAGAGCGCCUUCUGCGACGAGCUGGUCACCGCGUGCGACGGCCAGAUCGACUUCCCGACGUACGAUAGCGGCACCGUGGACUACUGCACCAAGCACACCGGCCGGGGGGGAGGACUUAUAUUGGUCGUACCCCUACGAGGCAGCAUGAGACAGGUGAACCUGGACAGCAUGGAUGAGUCUGAGCUGGUGAUCGACGUCGCCGGGCCGGUCCCCUCCGGAGGCAGUUUCUACGGCGACUUCGAGGAGGGCCUUCUGGACGUGGCAUUCGGGCCAAUGUUCGGCGACAACUCCUACCCGCAGUACUUCUAUGUCAGCUACACGGUCCUGCUUGACGACGGCGAGAACCAACGCAACCGGCUGGCCAGGUUCACGUACGUCCCGGGGGACGCGGCCGCCACUCGCGCCUCGGAGGAGGUGUUGCUGACCACCGUCCCCAAGUACAACAGCGUUCACUCCGCCGGCUGGCUUGGCUUCAAGCCCUCGGCCUACGGCAGCCCCGGGUACCAAGACCUGUACUGGACGACCGGCGAUGGCGGACCGCAGACGGACCCUUUUAACCACAGCCAGGACGGCACCGGCUACACCAUCCCCCCCGGGAACUACCACGGAGCAAAGGCCGAGAUCUGCGCCAUCGGUCUCCGCAACCCGUGGCGGUGUAGCUUCGACCGCUUGAACGACGACCUCUACUGCGGUGACGUCGGACAAAUCUCGGUCGAGGAGAUCAACUUCAUCGAGUGCGGCAACAACUACGGGUGGUCGAGGUUCGAGGGCUCCCGCUGCCAGGAGGCCGUUCAGGACAACGAGUUCAACCCCCCUUGCGACGGCAUAAGCCGGUCGGGCUUCACCUUCCCGCUCUUCGAGUACUGCCACCCGGACUUCGACUCCACAGACGCGGACGAGCAGAAGUUCACCGGAGGCGCCGACACCUGCGGGAACCGGUUUGUGGAAAAGGACGACGGCGGAUGGGCGGUCGGGACCAUCAUCAGCGACGCGAGCAUACAGAUCAUCAGUUUUGCGGAGGAUGCCGACGGUGAGAUCAUGCUGCUCGACUACAAUCACAACAUCUACCCCAUGCCCUGCGGCAACCUGUGCGCCACCAUCUGCCUGGACCAGGCAGAGGACUUGCCCGCCUACGAGAUCUGCGCUUCCCACUGCAAGACGUUGGGCUCCACCUUCUCCGGCGUGCAAAACUCCUUCCAGUGCUUCUGCGGCCCGUCCACUGCCGACUACGCCAAGCACGGAUCGCUGUCUUCCGACAACUGCGAGUACCUGUGCCAUGCCCACCCGGAAGAUUUCUGCGGUGGAUUCAGCACCAUGGAGGUCUUCAGGAUCGACCCCGCCGCCGCCGCCGGCGGCUACUUGGGCUGCUUCGCGGACGUGGAGGAACCCCGCGUGUUUCCGGAGAGCGGGAAGACGGGGUCGAACGCCAUGACCACGGCGACGUGCGCUGGGCUGUGCUCCGACUACGCCUACUACGCCACUCAGUACGGGAGAGAGGUGUACUCGACCGGGUACCUCGGUUGCUUCGCCGACUCGCAAACCGGCCGUGUCUUCUCCGUCGUCACCGGGUCCAGCAGCAUGACCACAGCGGAGUGCGCGUCUACUUGCUCUGCUUUCGCCUACUACGGCACGCAGUACGGGGGAGAGGUCUACGGCACUGCCUAG